Messenger RNA from Amphibalanus amphitrite, 6897 nucleotides. Its product is annotated as Golgi resident protein GCP60-like. The transcript has 12 exons. Gene Ontology annotation, cellular component: Golgi membrane. Gene Ontology annotation, molecular function: fatty-acyl-CoA binding. The record is from RefSeq and is a predicted model, not a curated record. NCBI's taxonomy places the organism in Eukaryota, Metazoa, Arthropoda, Thecostraca, Balanomorpha, Balanidae. Bases 3787 to 5313 code for a protein of 508 amino acids.
UAUUGAGAUAUGUGAUAAGUUGAGGUGUUGAUGAAGGCAGGUAUUUUUUAAAAUAUUUUUUUUUUCUGACAAUUUUUGCCCUUGUGGCUUGUUCUACUUAAUAGCUGAACCCGGGACCACCUGAAGUCUAAACCUUAUUUUAUAUAACAUGUCAAUGCUGAAUGCUGAUGCUGUGUGAAAUGUGAAAUUUAGACAAUGGUAAUAGGAAUAAUGAAUAGCAAUUUCACCAACAACUUGUUAAUCUCCAGGAAGUGCAAUUAAAAUUAAAAUCACUGUCUGCCACACUGCUCCGAUCCUGGUCAUGCAACCAACGUUCAUGGGUGGUGUUUCGCGCUGCGUGUGUCAGAGCAUUGGGUUUCCAUGGCAGUGUCAACAAACUUCACUGUGACGCUAAGCUAUGACAGCAUCUCAGAACGCUAGCACGCUGCGGUACCAGCACCAGCAGCAUGCUAGCAGUAUUUGAACUCAAACCUCUGUUCUUGGUACGGUUUUUCAGAACCUCUCACUCUGUUCCAAACGUGAUUCAUCAUAAACUAAGAGAUCACAUGCAACGUCAUUUGAGUAAUGCUAUGGUAUGCCGUAGCUACCAGUGCACACAGUGUCUGGAUGGUGAAACAGGGCCAUUAUUAAUCACAUUUGCUUUGCUUUGUUUCAGCAGAAACCUGUCUGCACAUGGGAGGAGCGCAACAAAAGCCCAUCAAGUUCAUGCAUGGCAGUGGAUCUCAACCGGAGAAAACCAGAAAGAACAUGGAUGCUUGUAGAUUGCAGUUGUACACUGCUGUUGUCACCUGAUGUGCGUGGCUGGCAUUGCUCCUGGCAAGAACCACCUGCAAGUGAUGAGAUGGUGCCUCAGUCGUUGAGUGUGCUGCAGUGUGAGAGGCGCCCUGAUCUCUACUUUGUGAUGGGUUUCCAUUGGAGGUUCAACUGAGAAGUGAGAACUGACUGUGACCAUGCUCGAGCAUGCCAGUGGAGCUUUACAUGCUUAGGGCAGCUUUUGAACAGAUGCUGACCAUGGCAUGUCCCAUCCAGUUAUCACGUGCACAGAAUGGUGGGGGGAUGCAACUCUGGGCUCUUGAGUCAGCCCUACUGCAUUGGGGGUACAGAUGGCCGCUUACGUUUGGUGUGUCCUGGGGGCUGUUCACGGGCCCUGUGUGCGGUCGAACCGCACACAGCCUCCAAGCUCCGCCCACUGCGUCCCUACGUCAGCCUUCCGUCACCGCACACAGCGAUCGCUGUGGCCGGUCGGGACUGGCCACAGCGGACCGUCCACCGCACGCAGCCGUGACGUCAGCACCGCCUACCCAUCCCCUACCCCCACGCCUGCUGGACGCACCGCACACACCGCACGCAGCAGUGUGCGGUGCCCGUGAACACCCCUCAGCACUGCAUUAUCAAGCCCAGUCUGCUGCCACAGGCAAUGGGUCGGGCUGCACUAUAUUAAAGGCAGACUAUCUUGCAAAGGAGGCUGGCAUCCUCUCCCAUAAUGACACACCAAUUGACAAUCAUCGCUGCGAUGAUCACGAGGGUGUCCGCUUAUCUAACAUGGUGAGGUGGAGACUGGAGAGCCAGCUCAAGCUGGCCUGAGGGAUGGUUUUACUUCAUCUGAGGUCCCCUUUCCCUGCCUGCCAGGUCCGGUCAAACGACCGCUUCACAGUGAACGACUUGCAGUGGAUGCCGUCCCACAGCGCAACGAGCGCGCCGACCAGAGGCGGCGGCCAAGAGGCGGCCGGGCUCCCCCAGUCGACGGUCCCGGUGGACGUCGGCAACGCCCACCGCGCGACCAUCAGAUCGGCUCGCGACCGCGCCGUCGCCGACUGACCGCAUGACUGGUAUCUGUUCUUGAUGUGGGACCGACUGCCACCGCCGGUCGCGGAAGGGCAUCGCUCAUCGGCCAUCGACGUCCACCAGCUUCGCGUGGGUCACUGUUCGGGCUGCCACCAAUACACCGAAUCGGAUGGAACCCUGUCGGUGAAUGCCGGCGGUGCCCCGACAUCGACUGCGCGGCGGCCAGUGCAUCGCGUGCCGGGAGGAGGCUGGCACCCCCGAUCGGUCAUUGGUCACAAACCGUGUCCCAGCUCAUGACUGCAUCCAGCGCAGCUCUGUGAGAUGUUCUGCUGCAGUCUGCCGCGUGUGUUGAAAGAAGAAUGAACAUGAGAAAACCUCAAAACUUUAUGCCUAUUAGUAUUUGACCAGUAUUGGAAUAAGUUUGGAUUUUGAGAAUUUGUGUCCCUGUGCUUGUGCCUGUGUGGAAAGGCAUGCUUUACGGUGUACCAUCUCAAUUUGUGCGGCUGCUGACAGGCCACCUGGGUGCCGUGCCAACUGCCAACGUAUGUGCGAAUCCGCGAAUACGUUGUGUUUCGUCAGUCGGUAUCGUUCUGAAAAUAUUGACUGCAAUAGGCUAUAUAGCGUAUGACGGUUCAGCCCAGCAGUAAUAACUGACCAUUGAUUAGGCGAAUUUUGUGUGGUGGUUCGCUAAUACAUAACCUAAAGAGUGUUUUGCCGGAAUCGUUUAGUAUCAGAACUGACCGGAAUAUAAGUAGAAUGCAACGUUGUGAAUCGUUAAUUUGUUGAAACGAUUGUUCUCUGAGACCACUGUGUAACUUUUGACCUGAGAAUCACCAAUUAUAACGACAAUGGUGGAAGCAGUAGGCACUGUAGAGUGUACUGUGUAGGCACUAGGCAGCACUAUAUAGUUGGCACACUUACGCAAGCACACGACUUACGCAGUGGACAUCUGCAUUAUGCAUGUUAGGUUUACUGGGAAGAGUGAGAAAUUAGUCAGAAUAUAACUGACUAAGGAAAAUAGGCGAUAUUUCCAAUUGAGCUAGGGCGGAGAGGGGGAGGGGACGUAUGGUCAGCUAUGCCAAUAAUUCAUUCUCGUUAUGCAGCUGUGUAAAAGGGCGUCCGUUUUUUGGGUGAGACCUUCCCCAUUGGCCAUUUCCAUGCUAAAUCGUGGUGGAGAGUCUGGAGACCUCAUCCUCGGUAGUCGGUACCCUGCGCGCUGCGCCACCUUGCGAAACAUAAAGCAGCAGUCCUGACAUCUACAGGCGUUACUUUUCAUGAAAGCGCGGAUGUGUUCGCGCUUAUGUGAAGAAAAUUCUUCCGAGUAUGUUUGAUAAUGAGAUUAAUUGUUGUCAUUUAUUUAUUAAUUCAUUGGCAAAAGUACCCUAAUAAAUCGGUAAAGUAGCUUAAACUGUAACGUAUUUCCUUGGGGAAAAAAUGACGAACUCAUCCUAAGACAUCCAGAUUAUUGGAUGCGUUCGUCAGUUGAAAGUAGUUCAAGUUUUUGGAAAAAUUUGCUUGUGGAAAAUCAUAAUAUUUCAAAGAUAUGCCUAUUUUGGAAUAAUUUAUGCAUUUAUCUGCAUUGAAAAAUGAUUGUAAAGCAAAAUUGCAAAAGAUUAUUGUCAAUUUAUUUUCUCAAAUCACAAUUUACGAACGCACAAAACUCCAGCUUUUAAUUUAGUGCGUGUGCGAAUUGCGGUCAAGAAAAAAGAUUCAAACUGUCUAUAUUCCUCUUAAAACAUUGAAGGAUGAAUGAGGAAAACGCUGUUUUGAACGAUUGUAUAUUUAUUUAUUCUCAAUUAAGCAAAAGUACAAAAUUUUCAACUAUUAUUGCAUUUGCUCUCACAAAACCCAUCACUUUUAAGCAUGACGUCAUGUCACCCAAACUUACUAGCGCCAUCUCUGGAGAGCAUCUUUCGAAACCUCCAGACGAUAGAGAGAGCCGGUUUUAGGUUAGCCUGGUUGAGACUGUUGGUCUUCUAGCCACCCAUCAGUCCAGCCGCAAUGGCCACAGAUGAUGUCAAGGAAGCCACUGAGGGUGUUGGAGCACUUAGUGUCACUGAGAAGGCCAGCAAUGGAGUCUCAGAAAAGUGGGGACUUGAGCUGCAGCAUCUCUACCACUUGGCUGUCAAGUUUUACAAAGACAACUCUGGCAAGGUGCUGCAGCCGAGUUACGAGCAGAAGCUGCAGCUGUCGGCUCUGCAGCAGCAGUCAGUCCACGGGCCGUGCCGACCGGACGCGCUGCCGCCGCUCGGAGUGCUGGACGUCAUCGGACGCGACCGCAGACAGGCGUGGCAGGCGCUCGGUGAACUGAGCCGACCCGAGGCCAUGACUCGCUACAUUGAGCUGCUAGACUCUGUGUGUGCUACGUUCCGGCCGUACGCGGAGGCACACAAGUGUGACCUGGAGGCCAAACAGCGGAAACUAGAAGAGGCGCAGAACUCUGCCCGCCAGGAGCUGCAGGAGCAGGAGGAGGGUCGCCAGCGGCUGGAGCAGAUGGCCAUUCAGCAGGAGCAGGAGGAGGCUAGGAGACAGGAGGAGACCAAACGACACAUCAAGGAGGCUCUGAACCAGCAGACGCGGGCCCAGUUUCGGGCCUACGCCGAACAGCAGUACCCGGGCAGCCCUGAUCAGCAAGCGGUGCUGAUCGAGCAGCUUCAGGAGCAGCACUAUCAGCAGUACAUGCAACAGCUGUACCAGCAGCAGCUCCAGCAACAGCAGCAGCAGCAGCGGCCGGCACCGGUAGAGACCAGUGGAGGUGGGGCGGCCGAACCCCAGCCGGCUGGAGCGUCCGACCACGCCGCAGAGCCCGCCGCGCCCGCUGUGCCCGCCGCGCCGGCCAGUUCACAGGGCGACGCUGCCGGGACGGGGACAGGAGCCGCAGUGCCACCGCCAGUGAGUGCCGCCAUGGCCGCCGUCCAGACCCCAGAGACGGAGGCUCUGCUGGAGUCGGGAGCCGACAGGUCACUCCGGGAGACGGACGGACUGUUGGCAGAGUCGGCGGGCGAGGAGUCCGACUCCGGAGACGAGCAUGUGCCCGACGUCGGCUCUGCCAGUAUGUGGACGCGCAAGGACCUUGCCGAGUUCAAACAGGCCAUCAAGGCCGAGGGAGGUGACGCAGUACUCAAGGUCGGCCACGGAGAGACGGUCACGAUCCGUGUACCUACCCACGAGGACGGCACGUGCCUGUUUUGGGAGUUCGCCACGGACAGUUACGACAUCGGCUUCGGCGUGUUCUUCGAGUGGGGUCCCUCAGAGGACAGCGAGGUGACCAUCCACAUCAGCGAGAGCGAGGAUGAGGACGAGGACCCCGAGAAUGCCGACGAUCCGGAGCGGGGCGCUCACGCGGCCGCCGAGGACCGUCCGCUAACCACCUGUGUGAUUCCCGUGUACCGGCGGGACUGCCAUCAGGAGGUGUACGCCGGAUCGCAUGUCUAUCCUGGACAGGGCGUGUACCAGCUCAAAUUCGACAACUCCUACAGUCUAUGGCGCUCCAAGACGCUCUACUAUCGAGUCUACUACACGCGGUGAAAGGCCCACGAGCGCUCACCCGGCUGUGUAGCGCCGCGGCGCCGGUCAGUGUGGGGUCUGAGACCAGACCAUGGACCAGUCGCGGCAGAUUAGACCAUGGUCUGUGGUCUGGAUGAUCCAGCCCGGAGUGGUGGUGGGUGAUCCACCGAGUUACCAGCGCUCUGAGGCAGCGGACCGCUGAGGCUACUGCUGUAAGGGCUGGCAGGUGGAUAUUGAUGGAGUGAUGGGAACAAGAGGCUAGGUUCUGUCAGAGCUGAGGUAGAUUCUAUGCUGUAGUGGUUUCAGCCUUGUCAGCGAGGCUGAGAGACGUGUGUGGGCACUGGAUUUUGGGUAGUGGACUGGUGACGGCAGAUGAAUGGCUGCCUGUGGAUGACUGGGAGUGAAGUGGAUAUUCCACACCGUUUUGUGGUACUCAGAGGUGGACGUCACUGUGCAAUGUAAUUAUAUGGGCAAGCAAUGUUACGUUACACGGAAUCCUGUAUACUCACUAGUCACUGGACCCAUGGGGCGGUGGACUGUUGGAUCGUGUAGUAUUACCACCAACUGUCCCAGUGCGCUCUGCUGCGACCUUCUUUCCGUGGCCCUCUCAGCUCCGCCAACGUACGGCCAUCCUAGUACCGUGUCCAGGCCCGUGCAGCUCUGCCCGUAGUCCUCUAGUACCGCUUUCCACCUCCCAUCUGUACUCUCUGGCGCUCGCAGCCCCGCCGGCCGUCCCAGUACCGCCAUCUGCCCCUUUUAGCUCUCUGCAGUGACGACUAGCCAACCUGAUCGGCCGGUAGUGAGCCUUUCAGAACUAUCACGGAUAUCUCCCAGCUGACUACUCCGGCAGGGGAAGUCAUCAUCGGACAACUGCACGGCGCCUCACAGACUGACUGCUCCACCUGAUCGGACUAGAAAGAACGGAGAUUGCGCCGCCCCUGUCGCCCGCCGCUGGUGGGCGUUCAACGGAAAUGUGCAGUAGAUACUGUGUGCGGCACAUACUGUAUGGAGUCGUUUGGGAGACUCUUCAUUGAGCGGAGAUACGACUCAAUCUGUCCGACCCAUGGUUGGAUCAGAUCCCUGUGUGUCCCCUGCCCCGGGCAUUUCAUGUGUUGUUCUGUUGUUUUGUAGAUGUUUAUGUUGCGACGCUGUCUGAGUCGCGAUUCCUGUAAUGAAUGGUGUGACUGUUUGGUGUUUGGGUGUCCCCCGAUGUGUGGGGCAGGGCUAGUGUGAAACAUGCUACAGCCACGCCGGGUUUGGCUAGGGAGAGGUCUUACUGUAUCUGAUGAUUGUGAGCAAGGCGUGGUAAUUUUAAGAAACGAUCUACCGCCGCCAGCGCCACCACUCGUGUACUUGUGUUUCUCGGACUGUUCGUCGGAGGGCAGCACUGGUCGGUUGUGUAGCGUUAUUGGACGGGCCGUGAUGUCGCUUCUCUGGGCGUUCGUUGUCGCAAUGGCUGUCCCGUGGACUGCCGUUUGCGUCGCAGCACCGUAGAGUGCUCAGAGGCUCUGGGCAUUUGAGUCGUAUGGAUGAACGGGCUUUAAAGUGUAUAACCAAUUACAUGUGUGAGUGUGUCCGUGGAAUACAGCUAUGUUGUAUCUUACA